UAGAGUGUUCAUAAUUUAAAGUCUACAGUCACACUACCGUCACACUGAUGGUACCAUUUGAAAGGUCUCUUUCUAAGCUUUCAGAAGGGUUAGGGUAUAGGGUAUAGGGUUAAUACUGUCUGAUAAUUAACUGUACACUUUGGCUGUGUAGUAUUGCUAGUGAUUUGGACCCAUGGAAAAAAGUAAAGCAAACAAAAGACGAUCUUUACCUAUUAUCAAAAGUGGCUGGUGUAAACCUUCAAGCUGCUGAUAUCUGUGUCAGCUAGUGUGUGCUAUGGAUGAGGCCAAGGUGUUUAGUGAGGUGUUGCAACCUGUCUUGAAGGAGAUUCUGCUCUGUAUCUCAGCUGAGGGAGGCCACCUCUCACUAACCCCUGAGGUGUGUCAGGAGCUGCUCCAGGCCCAGGCUCCGGGCCCAGUAGUGGAGGAGCUUUUCCAGGCCCAGGCCCCAGGCCCAGUAGUGGAACCUCCUCCAGUGUUUGAGGGUGGACUGUGUGUACUGGGGGGGUACCCACAACGCCCAUUCUAUAGAAGGCUCUCUCUGUCUCUCGCCUACUGGAUGGUGACAGGAACAUGUCCAGUGGCUGACCUGCCGGUCAUGUACAUGUUGAAUGAAGGCAGCACUGUAUCACAGAGACAGGAGAAGCUAGAGGCAGUGGAUUGCAAGGUAGUGGGUUGUCAUAGUCUGUGGGAGAUGUGGUCAGAGGAUGAAAGAUACUGCACCAUAGAGAUCAUCUUAAAGGAGCUAGAUUUGAGAGGUGUGCUGGAUCUACUGGGUGUUCGUUGCACAGUGGGUAGUGUCCCCCUCCUCCCUCCGUCACAACCAUCCCUACUCUCAUCAUUCAACUCUCUUCAUCAUCCCUCAGCACGAUUGAGUGUAGGUGGGCGGGCACUCAGUAAGCACAGUCACAGGGACACGUCCGACACCUGGUGGGGAGUAUGUACUGGAGGUGAGGAGGACAAGAACAGACAUGCCCUGAUGGUGGCCCUCAAGAUACUCAAGACUGCUACAUGGAUCAACAUUCACACCCUACCACAUGAUGUGAGGGUGAUAGAGGUGAGGACAAUGGAGGGGUACGGAGUGCGCUGGAAACAUGACGGGUCAGAGUUCAGAGGAUUCCUAGAGCCACAAAUGACGGACGGACACACUGUAGGAUGGAGACACUAGAAUCUAUAAUUAUGACUUUUUAUUUCGACUCUGACAAUUAUUUUUAUAUUUUUAUAUUGAUCAUUAAAUAAUUUUCAUAUAAGUUAUAGCAUUAAUUUGCUCCUGUUUAUUAUACUGAAAUUAACACAUUUGCUUAUGAUGUACUAAUUAACAUUGA
Halichondria panicea is the source of this 1322-nucleotide messenger RNA. RefSeq lists its product as uncharacterized. Bases 275 to 1165 code for a protein of 296 amino acids. The record is from RefSeq and is a predicted model, not a curated record. The transcript has 7 exons. NCBI's taxonomy places the organism in Eukaryota, Metazoa, Porifera, Demospongiae, Suberitida, Halichondriidae.